Lottia gigantea (owl limpet) is the source of this 258-nucleotide messenger RNA. RefSeq lists its product as hypothetical. Bases 1 to 258 code for a protein of 85 amino acids. Gene Ontology annotation, molecular function: G protein-coupled receptor activity. The record is from RefSeq and is a predicted model, not a curated record. The transcript has a single exon. Gene Ontology annotation, biological process: G protein-coupled receptor signaling pathway. Gene Ontology annotation, cellular component: membrane. Lineage: Eukaryota; Metazoa; Mollusca; Gastropoda; Lottiidae.
AUGGAAGUACAGAUAACGUUGUAUUCGAUCAUCUUCCUCUUGGGCGUAGUUGGAAAUGCUUUAGUGAUUGUGACAUUGAUUCAAAAUAAGAAAAUGCGGACUGUAACGAAUGUAUUUUUGUUUAAUCUAGCUAUUACUGAUCUGUUACUAGCUGUUUUCUGUAUGCCUUUUACCUUGAUCCCUAUUAUUAUGAAAAACUUUAUAUUUGGUGAAGUCAUGUGUAUCUUAAUACGAUAUUUGCAAGGUAAGUCCCUUUAA